Messenger RNA from Vigna umbellata (rice bean), 1440 nucleotides. The record is from RefSeq and is a predicted model, not a curated record. Lineage: Eukaryota; Viridiplantae; Streptophyta; Magnoliopsida; Fabales; Fabaceae.
AUGUUAGAGGCAAGCUUGAAGUACAAAGAUGCCUUUGUCUUGCUAGAUAUGCAAGAUAAGAAAUUUAGUGUUGAAAUGGCCAAAAGUAAUGGUGAUGUGCCAUUAGAAGAGGAUUGGGAAUAUGCGAGUCAUAUGUAUAUGAAGGAGGUGUUUGGAAUUGGUAAAAGGAUUCAACAAUAUUCUGAGAGUAGUGAUUUGAGCAUAAAAUUGAUGGCAAUGAGGAUGAAGGGCAAGUAUGAAAAAUAUUGGGGAAAUCCUAAUGGAAUUAAUAUCUUAUUAUUGAUUGCUGUUGUGCUUGACCCUUGGAGUAAGUUGGAUUUUGUUAAUUACUUCAUUGACUACCUCUUUGAAUCUAGUAUGGCCAAUGAAUUGAAAUCAAAAUUAUUGUCAUCUUUAAAAACACUUUAUGAACAAUAUCAAGGUAUUGAGGAGGGUUCUCAAAGUAGCCAACAAGAAUCUCAACUAGAUGAUGAUGAUGAUGAUCCUCAUGGCAUGAGUUUCUACCUAAGAGCUACAGGAUGUAGAUUUGAUUAUAUAUCAGAACUUGAUAAAUAUUUGAGAGAGGAUCCUGAACCUUAUAUGAAGUCAGUUGAGCUUGAUAUUUUACAUUGGUGGAAAGUCAACUCGACUAGAUUUCCUAUCCUUGCGAACAUGGCUCGAGAGGUGUUAGCCAUUCCUAUCUCUACCGUAGCAUCAGAGUGUGCAUUCAGUACAGGAGGAAGAGUGGUGAACAUGGAGUAUGGUCUUGAUCCUAAUGUAGGAGAAGCGAUAAUGCAAGCAGCUCAAGAAGUAGCAGAAGGAAAACUGAACGAACAUUUUCCACUCGUUGUAUGGCAAACUGGAAGUGGCACACAGAGUAACAUGAAUGCUAACGAGGUUAUUGCAAACCGAGCAGCAGAGAUUCUUGGCCGUAAGCGUGGUGAAAAGUUUGUACACCCAAAUGAUCAUGUCAAUAGAUCACAGUCUUCAAAUGAUACAUUCCCAACUGUAAUGCACAUUGCAGCUGCAAAGGAAAUAAACUCAAGACUAAUCCCCAGCCUGAAAAUCUUGCAUGAUACACUAAACUUAAAGUCAAUUGAAUUCGAAGAUAUUGUGAAGAUAGGACGAACUCAUACUCAAGAUGCAACACCUUUGACUCUUGGGCAAGAAUUUAGUGGGUACACUACACAAGUGAAGUAUGGUAUUGAGCGAGUAAUUGCGACAAUGUCGCGCAUGUAUCAGCUUGCUCAGGGUGGUACAGCUGUAGGGACCGGAUUGAAUACAAAGAAGGGGUUUGAUGCAAAGAUAGCAGCAGCAGUAGCCGAGGAAACAAAUCUGCCUUUUGUUACGGCAGAAAAUAAGUUUGAGGCCUUGGCUGCUCAUGAUGCGUUUGUUGAAACUAGUGGUGCCUUUAACACUGUUGCGGCUUCUUUGAUGAAGAUUGCUAAUAAUAUACAAUAG